AGAAGUGGGAUCAUCAUGUGAGCUGUGUGGGGAAGAACGGAUUCUGGUGCAAUACGCUUCCAGUGCUUCUUCUCCGAUGCCAUGCGACCCAUCUGGCCACUGGAGCCCCCGAGGAGCUGAAGGACACCCAGAUGUAGAACAGCCCUGUAAACCUGACGUACGGACGUGGACUCCCAAUUCUGCGGUCAUUAAGCAAACAGUCCCACCGGCCUGCCCUGAGCCUCAAGGAUGCUACCUUGAGCUCCAGUUCCAAUAUCCGGUCAUCCCAGAAUCUCUGACCAUCUGGGUGACUUACGUUUCCCCCGAGUGGGACUCCAAAGAAGCCAUAAACGACAUCAAAUUGUUGAUGGUCGGUGGAGAAAACAUUUCGCUUGGGCCUCAGAACUUCUUCUGUGACAUCCCCAUGACUAUCCGGCUGGAUAUGGAAAAGAUGAAGGACGAAGUCCGGGGCAUACAGAUCUACACCUUGGACGAACAACUGGAAAUCGAUGCUGCUAUGAUCACUUCGGUCCCGCAAAGCUCACAGUGUAAAAAGUGCCAGCCCAUCCACUACAAGGUCUCCCGGGAUCCCCCAUUUCAGAAAGGACCUUCAUUUCUCAUCUCGGACCUCAGCCGGAUAUUUGUAGACAC
Notechis scutatus (mainland tiger snake) is the source of this 630-nucleotide messenger RNA. Lineage: Eukaryota; Metazoa; Chordata; Lepidosauria; Squamata; Elapidae. The record is from RefSeq and is a predicted model, not a curated record.